This is a messenger RNA of Pichia membranifaciens NRRL Y-2026, 1193 nucleotides long. RefSeq lists its product as hypothetical. Gene Ontology annotation, molecular function: transaldolase activity. The transcript has a single exon. The coding region runs from base 64 to 1038 and encodes 324 amino acids. Gene Ontology annotation, biological process: pentose-phosphate shunt; carbohydrate metabolic process; pentose-phosphate shunt, non-oxidative branch. Gene Ontology annotation, cellular component: cytoplasm; intracellular anatomical structure. The record is from RefSeq and is a predicted model, not a curated record. NCBI's taxonomy places the organism in Eukaryota, Fungi, Ascomycota, Pichiomycetes, Pichiales, Pichiaceae.
GUCUAUUAAGACACAAAAUCACGCUUACACACUAACUCACACACACACACACACACACACAUAAUGUCAUCCCAAUUAGAACAGUUGAAGGCCGCAGGCACCGUGGUCGUUGCCGACACCGGUGACUUCGAGUCCAUUGCCAGAUUCACGCCUCAGGACGCCACCACCAACCCUUCGUUGAUCUUGGCUGCCACGAAGCAGGCGCAGUACGCCAAAUUGAUCGACGUUGCCAUCGACUACGCCAAGUCCAAGUCUAGCAAGCCGGAGGAACAGGCCUCGCUUGCGCUCGACAGAUUGUUGGUGGAGUUCGGUAAGGAGAUCUUGAAGAUCGUUCCGGGCAGAGUGUCCACGGAGGUCGACGCCAGACUCUCGUUCAACACCGAGGCCACCAUCAAGAAGGCGUUGGAGAUCAUCGAGCUCUACAAGUCGCAGGGCAUCUCCAAGGACAGAGUCUUGAUCAAGAUCGCCUCCACCUGGGAAGGUAUCCAGGCCGCCAAGGAAUUGGAGGAGAAGCACGGCAUCCACUGCAACUUGACGCUCUUGUUCACCUUUGUGCAGGCCGUUGCCUGUGCGGAGGCCAAGGUCACCUUGAUUUCGCCCUUCGUGGGCAGAAUCUUGGACUGGUACAAGGCCAAGACCGGCGAGUCCUACACCUCCGAGACCGACCCGGGUGUCUUGUCUGUCAGACAGAUCUUCAACUACUACAAGAAGUACGGCUACGACACCAUCGUUAUGGGUGCCUCCUUCAGAAACACCGGCGAGAUCGCCGCCCUGGCCGGCUGUGACUACUUGACCAUCUCUCCUAAGUUGUUGGAGGAGCUCGCCAACUCCAAGGACUCCUUGCCUCAGGUCUUGGACGCCGCUAAGGCCAAGUCCUUGGACAUCGAGAAGGUCUCCUACAUUGACAACGAGCCGGAGUUCAGAUUCCUCUUGAACGACGACGCAAUGGGCACCGAGAAGUUGGCCGAAGGUAUCAGAAAGUUUGCUGCCGACUGUGUCACCCUUUACGACGAGUUGUUGAAGAGGGUCUCGGCCUGAUUCUGUCCCUUGUUGACAUACUUUUUCUCUGCUCCUCUCCCCGAUUCUUUUUUCUGUCGAAUGAAUUUUAUGAACUAAGUAACAGCAUCAAGUCUAUGAAUAUAUAUCUAUCUGUCUAAUACACUCAUAACGAACCAGUUUUCUCAUCUCCCUCC